Molecule: messenger RNA, 1288 nt
Organism: Cucurbita maxima (winter squash)
Lineage: Eukaryota; Viridiplantae; Streptophyta; Magnoliopsida; Cucurbitales; Cucurbitaceae
Exons: 6
Coding region: 89-1222 (377 amino acids)
Molecular function (GO): hydrolase activity
Source: RefSeq, a predicted model, not a curated record
AUUUUGUUAACUCCGCUAAGAGGCAAGAAUUCCCGACGCUGCAAAUUCGACUAAGGCCGCCGGAGGACGGCCAAUUGCUACACUGCACAUGGUAGCGGCGUUCAUCCCUUGUUGCUUGAACUUUUCCCCAAAACUUGGCCAUUUCAAUCGCCCUUUGAUCCACGCAGCGGUAUGUAAAAAUCACAGAGGCGUGAGGUUGAAAAGUUGCGGCGUUGCAAGGCCUCAAAUACUGUCGCCUGCAUUCGAAGAAGAGGAUGGCCUGCGAGUCUUUGUGCUGUCCGAUCUGCACACGGAUUACCAGGAAAAUAUGAAUUGGAUUAACUGCUUGUCUUCGGUCAAAUAUAGAGACGAUGUUCUUCUUGUUGCCGGAGAUGUGGCGGAGAGCUACAGUAAUUUUGUUUCAACAAUGGCUCUGUUGAAGGAUAAAUUUGAGCGCGUCUUCUUUGUGCCUGGGAAUCACGAUUUGUGGUGCCGUCGAGAGGGAGACAAUUAUCUUGAUUCACUUGAGAAGAUGAGCAAUGUUUAUGACGCGUGUAGUAGUCUUGGAGUUGAUACCAAUCCGGCGAUCUUGAAUGGAUUAGGAAUUGUUCCAUUGUUCUCUUGGUAUCAUGAGAGCUUUGACACAGAAAUGGACAUAGAAGGAAUCCGCGUUCCAUCCCUGGAGAUGGUAUGUAAAGACUUCCAUGCAUGCAAAUGGCCAGCAGAUCUUUCAAAUGAAGGUACUUCACUAGCAUUGUUCUUUGAUGCAAUGAAUGAAAAGAAUCAUUUAAUAAUCGAGGAGAUCCAGAGGACCUGCAGUCAAAUAAUUACAUUUUCUCACUUUGUUCCAAGGUUAGAGCUAUGUCCAGAAAAGAGGAUGCUAUUCUAUCCUAAACUCCCUAAAAUCAUUGGCUCGGAUUAUCUCGAGGAUCGUAUAAGAUCUAUACACAGGAGGAGUAAAGAAUCAAUUUCAGCAUGUCAUGUGUUUGGCCAUACCCAUUUUUGCUGGGAUCAAACAAUUGAUGGCAUCAGAUACGUCCAGGCACCAUUGGCUUAUCCCAGAGAACGCAAGAGGAGGAUGAAUGGUGGUGAAGAUUGGCUUCCUUUUUGCAUUUAUUGCAACGGCAGGUUCGCUCAUAAACUCACCCCUUGUUACUGGUCUGAUUAUUAUGCUGCUAAUGCAAGAUCACCCAAUAACACUCAACUUGCUCCUUGGGUUUCCAAAUUCUAUGGAAGAAAAUGAAAGAACAAUGUAUUAUUAAUUUAUUACUUUGAUGAACAUAAAGAACUAAAAUGAUUGAUUGUUGAA